Molecule: messenger RNA, 1254 nt
Organism: Trichogramma pretiosum
Lineage: Eukaryota; Metazoa; Arthropoda; Insecta; Hymenoptera; Trichogrammatidae
Exons: 9
Coding region: 44-1240 (398 amino acids)
Biological process (GO): detection of chemical stimulus involved in sensory perception of smell; sensory perception of smell
Cellular component (GO): plasma membrane
Molecular function (GO): odorant binding; olfactory receptor activity
Source: RefSeq, a predicted model, not a curated record
AAGACAUUACGAAUCAUUUUCUAAAGUAAAUCGAAAAAAAGUAAUGUUAGAGGAUCAGAAAACAGAAAAUGAAUUUUUCGAUAGCCCUGAGUAUCAUCUCAAUAAGAAAUUUAUGACAGUAGUUGGGGGCUGGCCAUACCUAAGCCCUAAAAAAAGAAAAACUAUAUGGUUCGUUGUUAAUACUUUCGUAGUUACUGUUUGGGUGUCAGAGUUGAUACAUAUCAUCGUCAUAAUCGAUAGGACGAAAGAAGUAAUCUACUGCUUGAUGGCAUUUCUCUGUACAUUUUUGGCUAUCUGUGGUUCGAUCAAUGCCGCCGUGCAACCUCGUUCGAAUAAACGACUGGUCGAUUCUUUGAGAGACAAUUGGAAUAAUUUACGGAGUGACGACGAGCGGAAAAUUUUCGCGACCUACGCUCAUUACGGCAAGAUCUUGUCGAGCGUCUUGGCAGUUUGCUACUAUUUGGUUGGAAUGACCUACAUCGUAUCGCCACUGAUACCGUCGGCGUUGCAUUACCGCAUCACCGGCGACUGGAUCGCGCCCACAAGAAACGUCCUGGAGGUCGAGUUUUUCAUCGAUCCCGUCAAGUACUACUGGCAGUUGUACGUUUUGUUGGUGCAUAUGUGCAUGGGGGUGGUUUCGUUGCUUUUGGCCAACGAUACUUUUUUCUUCAUGGUAGUGCUACACUGCUGCGGCAUGUUCGCUGUCUUACGGUACAAAGUUGAACAAAUGGACAAAGAAAUCACAUUUAAUGGUUACAGCUACAAUCAGCAGUUGGCCGUGAAAAGAAUUGAGGAAAUUGUAAUGUACCACCUCGAGUGUCUUGAAUUUGCAAAUAAAAUCGAGGAUUUUUUCUGCAUACAGUUCAUAGUACAGAUAUUGGUCAAUACGAUUAUCAUAAGCGUGUGCGGAUCGCAGAUCAUACAACUCGCUGAUCAGUCUUUACGAGAUUCGCUUUUGUUUGCUUUUUUGACCAGUGCGACCAUCUUUCGUCUAACCUUCUUCAAUGUCUGUGGACAAGGCGUGUACGAUCAUAGCCUUCGAGUGCACGACCAAUUAAUUCACACUACUUGGUACGAGUGUCCAAUAAAAGUAAGAAAAUUAUUCAUAAUCCUUUACAACAGAAGCGCCGAGCCUUACAAUCUUACAGCUGCCAAAAUGAUCAACCUAAAUUUCGUCACUUGUACUCAGCUACUGAAAACAGCGAUGUCUUAUUUCAUGAUGAUUAUUCAAACACCAUAAUAAUAAAUUCAAAU